AUGAAGGCUCGUAAACGGUUUAAUAACCAUAAACAAAGCUACUCAGCCCGUCACACCAGCCGCCCGUCACACCAGCCGCCCGUCACACCAGCAGCCCGUCACACCAGCCGCCCGUCACACCAGCCGCCCGUCACACCAGCAGCCCGUCACACCAGCCGCCCGUCACACCAGCCGCCCGUCACACCAGCCGCCCGUCACACCAGCCGCCCGUCACACCAGCCGCCCGUCACACCAGCCGCCCGUCACACCAGCCGCCCGUCACACCAGCCGCCCGUCACACCAGCCGCCCGUCACACCAGCCGCCCGUCACACCAGCCGCCCGUCACACCAGCCGCCCGUCACACCAGCCGCCCGUCACACCAGCCGCCCGUCACACCAGCAGCCCGUCACACCAGCCGCCCGUCACACCAGCAGCCCGUCACACCAGCCGCCCGUCACACCAGCCGCCCGUCACACCAGCCGCCCGUCACACCAGCCGCCCGUCACACCAGCAGCCCGUCACACCAGCCGCCCGUCACACCAGCCGCCCGUCACACCAGCCGCCCGUCACACCAGCCGCCCGUCACACCAGCCGCCCGUCACACCAGCCGCCCGUCACACCAGCCGCCCGUCACACCAGCCGCCCGUCACACCAGCCGCCCGUCACACCAGCCGCCCGUCACACCAGCCGCCCGUCACACCAGCAGCCCGUCACACCAGCCGCCCGUCACACCGUCACACCAGCAGCCCGUCACACCAGCCGCCCGUCACACCAGCAGCCCGUCACACCAGCCGCCCGUCACACCACCAGCCCGUCACACCAGCCCGUCACACCAGCCGCCCGUCACACCAGCAGCCCGUCACACCAGCCGCCCGUCACACCAGCAGCCCGUCACACCAGCCGCCCGUCACACCAGCAGCCCGUCACACCAGCCGCCCGUCACACCAGCCGCCCGUCACACCAGCCGUCACACCCCGUCACACCAGCAGCCCGUCACACCAGCCGCCCGUCACACCAGCCGCCCGUCACACCAGCCGCCCGUCACACCAGCAGCCCGUCACACCAGCCGCCCGUCACACCAGCAGCCCGUCACACCAGCCGCCCGUCACACCAGCAGCCCGUCACACCAGCCGCCCGUCACACCAGCAGCCCGUCACACCAGCCGCCCGUCACACCAGCAGCCCGUCACACCAGCCGCCCGUCACAUCAGCAGCCCGUCACAUCAGCAGCCCGUCACACCAGCCGCCCGUCACACCAGCAGCCCGUCACACCAGCCGCCCGUCACACCAGCCGCCCGUCACACCAGCCGCCCGUCACACCACCGCCCGUCACACCAUCCGACCGUCACACCUGCCGCCCGUCACACCACCCGCCCGUCACACCUGCCGCCCGUCACACCAGCCGCCCGUCACACCAGCCGCCCGUCACACCAGCCGCCCGUCACACCAGCCGCCCGUCACACCACCCGCCCGUCACACCACCCGCCCGUCACACCUGCCGCCCGUCACACCAGCCAUACGUCACACCAGCCGCCCGUCACACCAGCCAUCCGUCACUCCAGCCGCCCGUCACACCACCCGCCCGUCACACCACCCGCCCGUCACACCACCCGCCCGUCACACCACCCGCCCGUCACACCUGCCGCCCGUCACACCAGCCAUACGUCACACCAGCCGCCCGUCACACCAGCCGCCCGUCACACCAGCCGCCGGUCACACCAGCCGCCCGUCACACCAUCCGACCGUCACACCAGCCGCCCGUCACACCAGCCGCCCGUCACACCAACCAUCCGUCACACCAGCCACCCGUCACACCAGCCGCCCGUCACACCAACCAUCCGUCACACCAGCCAUCCGUCACACCAACCAUCCGUCACACCAGCCAUCCGUCACACCAGCCAUCCGUCACACCAGCCAUCCGUCACACCAACCAUCCGUCACACCAACCAUCCGUCACACCAGCCAUCUGUCACACCAACCAUCCGUCACACCAGCCAUCCGUCACACCAGCCAUCCGUCACACCAACCAUACGUCACACCAACCAUCCGUCACACCAACCAUCCGUCACACCAACCAUCCGUCACACCAACCAUCCGUCACACCAACCAUCCGUCACACCAACCAUCCGUCACACCAACCAUCCGUCACAACAACCAUCCGUCACACCAACCACCCGUCACACCAACCACCCGUCACACCAACCAUCCGUCACACCAACCAUACGUCACACCAACCAUCCGUCACACAUCAACCAUCCGUCACACCAGCCAUCCGUCACACCAACCAUCCGUCACACCAAACAUCCGUCACACCAACCAUCCGUCACACCAACCAUCCGUCACACCAACCAUCCGUCACACCAACCAUCCGUCACACCAACCAUCCGUCACACCAACCAUCCGUCACACCAACCACCCGUCACACCAACCACCCGUCACACCAACCAUCCGUCACACCAACCAUCCGUCACACCAACCAUCCGUCACACAUCCGUCAACCAUCCGUCACACCAACCAUCCGUCACACCAACCAUCCGUCACACCAACCAUCCGUCACACCAACCAUCCGUCACACCAACCAUCCGUCACACCAACCACCCGUCACACCAACCAUCCGUCACACCAACCAUCCGUCACACCAACAACUCCGAAACCAAUAACAAGUAA
This is a messenger RNA of Procambarus clarkii (red swamp crayfish), 2646 nucleotides long. Lineage: Eukaryota; Metazoa; Arthropoda; Malacostraca; Decapoda; Cambaridae. The record is from RefSeq and is a predicted model, not a curated record.